CUAACUUUAUAUCCCUACAUGGAGACGAGCUAUGGCCGGGAUAUUAUACUUAUCGAAAUACAGUUGAUUUGAUGUAAAAGGCUCUUAAUGUUUGACUUAAAAUUUCAAAUCAGGAAGAAAUAUUUCUCAUUUUUCGUCAGGCAUUCUUGCAGGACGCCCGAUUCUAGCCCCAAUGCAUUCUGGUGCCUUCCCCGCUCUUCUGUCGGGAUCCACCGCUAACGUGAAGCUGUGGUGAAGGCCAAAAAGUUCUACAGACAUGUCGGUGAGGGAGUCCUUUAAUCCUGAAAGCUAUGAGCUGGACAAGAACUUUAGGCUCACUCGUUUUGCAGAGCUUAAGGGCACAGGCUGCAAGGUACCUCAAGAUGUGUUACAAAAGCUGCUAGAAACCUUACAGGAGAACCACUAUCAGGAGGAUGAACAGUUUCUGGGGGCAGUUAUGCCCAGAUUAGGGAUAGGCAUGGACACCUGUGUGAUCCCCCUCAGACAUGGAGGCCUUUCUCUGGUCCAAACGACAGACUACAUCUACCCCAUUGUAGACGACCCGUACAUGAUGGGGAGAAUCGCGUGUGCCAAUGUUCUAAGUGACCUAUAUGCCAUGGGAGUGACAGAGUGUGACAACAUGCUGAUGCUUUUGGGAGUCAGCAACAAAAUGUCAGAAAAGGAGAGAGAUAAAGUCAUGCCACUGAUCAUCCAGGGAUUCAAAGACGCAUCAGAGGAGGCAGGGACAUCAGUAACAGGGGGACAGACAGUGCUCAACCCCUGGGUCGUGAUGGGAGGUGUUGCAACAACAGUCUGCCAGCCCAACGAAUUCAUCAUGCCAGACAACGCAGUGCCAGGAGAUGUGUUGGUGUUGACCAAGCCUCUAGGAACACAAGUGGCAGUUGCAGUACACCAAUGGCUAGAUAUUCCUGAGAAGUGGAACAAGAUCAAGCUAGUGGUGACUCAGGAAGAUGUAGAGCUGGCCUAUCAUGAGGCUAUGAUGAACAUGGCUCGGCUCAACAGAACAGCGGCCGGUCUCAUGCACACCUUCAACGCUCACGCUGCCACAGACAUCACAGGGUUUGGGAUCCUCGGCCACGCGCAGACUCUGGCGCGGCAACAACGAAGUGAAGUGUCCUUCGUCAUCCAUAACCUCCCCGUGCUCGCAAAGAUGGCCGCUGUAUCUAAAGCCUGCGGAAACAUGUUUGGACUUAUGCACGGAACCUGCCCUGAAACAUCAGGAGGCCUGCUGAUCUGUUUGCCUCGGGAGCAGGCUGCCCGCUUCUGUGCUGAGAUUAAGUCCCCAAAAUACGGCGAGGGCCACCAAGCGUGGAUCAUCGGGAUUGUAGAGAAAGGAAACCGCACUGCACGCAUCAUCGACAAACCCCGGAUCAUAGAGGUGGCACCACAAGCAGCUACGCAGAAUGUCAACCCAACACCUGGUGCAACUUCUUAAUCCUCUCCCUUUGUUGCAUCAAAAACCGGAACCCAGAAAGCUCUGCUGAGUGAUUUUAGACACAUAAACUACAAAAACCAUCCUAGAGUGUUGAAAUAUAUACACACAAAAUAGUACUUACACAGAAAAGACUGUGUUGGCGUGUAUCUACAUGAGAAACAGCCCCACACAGUGGCCCAAGGGGGCAUGUCAUCACCCAGUGGACUCAACCUGCAGCAUCCACGUGAUAAAAAUAGAGCAUACUUAAAAUCCAUUUGCCUUUCGUGUCUGUUGUAUUAUGUUAUGUUUUAUGUGCGUGAAUGGCAGGCAGCUUCUGGUUAGAGAGCAAUGAUGAUACAGACAAUAUUGAUACUGUUGAUUCAAUUUGAAUCUUAGGAGGUCUGGUGUCUGUUGUCUCUUUAGGUCUCUUAAACUGCCCGUGGCCCGUGUGAAGGUGUUUUCGUUUGUCCAUUCACUUUGUACAGUUAUAAAGCCUAGUUUUAGUUCAUUGCUGUAACUGAUGCCUUGAAAGAAACUUUGUGUGACCAGAAUGGUUUGUUUUUUUAUUACUUUGACUUUUUGUAUUGUCCCUACCUGAACUAAUAAAUAUUCAAACGGAAGAUGGUUUGUUGUUGCCCACUCUAUGGGUACUGCACUCAUGUGAAUGACCUUAAUCACGUUAUCGCUUUAUGUAAUAAAACUGCAGAUACAUUUUUUUACUUAGACAUCUUUUUAUGCUGCUCCCUGGUGCAUUAACCUGAACUUUUAGCAGAGAAAAAAUCUGCUUACUCCUCAAGAAAUGGACCUUGUAUAUCUGUAUUCCCAGUCUGUCAUCAGAUUUUGGGAAAUAUAGAGAACAUAGUUUGCGUUUUAUGGUUUGCAGUGUUCUUGUUACAGUAGAGCAGCCUCCGUUACUGUUGAAGCUUUUGGCUGAUCAGAGUUUGGGUCACUUUUGUAUUUCUUCAUCAGCUGGAUGAAUCUGGAAGGCCUCUGUAAAUGUUCAUAUGAUUAUCAGGAACAAUAUAUGACCUCCACAACACCUCUUGUAAUAAACUCCUCUUAUAACAGA
Molecule: messenger RNA, 2483 nt
Organism: Notolabrus celidotus (New Zealand spotty)
Lineage: Eukaryota; Metazoa; Chordata; Actinopteri; Labriformes; Labridae
Gene: sephs1
Product: selenophosphate synthetase 1
Exons: 10
Coding region: 257-1435 (392 amino acids)
Biological process (GO): L-selenocysteine biosynthetic process
Cellular component (GO): cytoplasm
Molecular function (GO): selenide, water dikinase activity; ATP binding
Source: RefSeq, a predicted model, not a curated record